UCCCGCAAACUGAUGCAUAGUAGGAGAAGAGAAUAGAUAAGAAAAAGAAGCAUGACUUCCAAAAACGACUACGUUUCGUACGGCCCUCUCCCACCAAACCCUUACUCCGCCACCCCACAAAACGUCGUCGUUCUCCCAUAUUACCGCCCACCUCCGCGUAACCACACAAACCACCUUCUCCGCCAAUGCCUCUGCUAUGCCGCCGCCUUCCUCUUUUUCUCCGCCGCCGCUUACUUCCUCUACCCCUCCGACCCAACUCUCCAACUCGCCCGAGUCCACCUCAAUCGCGUCCGAGUCAACUCAUCCCCUUAUCUCACCCUCGAUCUCUCCUUCUCCCUCACGGUGAAGGUCUACAAUAGGGAUUUCUUCUCCCUCAACUACGACUCUCUCGUGGUCUCCGUCGGUUACCGGGGGAGAGAGUUAGGGUUUGUGAGGUCCGCAGGUGGCCGAAUUAGAGCUAGGGGAUCGUCCUACGUGAACGCUACGCUAGAUCUCAACGGUUUCGAGGUCAUUCACGACGUUUUUUACUUGCUCGAAGAUUUGGCGAGAGGUGUCAUUCCUUUCGAUACUGAUACCAAGAUCGAGGGAAAUCUUGGGCUUCUUCUCUUUAAUAUUCCUUUGAAGGCUCGAGCAUCUUGUGAAGUCUAUGUAAACACUAGCAACCAAACUGUAGUUCGCAAAGAUUGCUACCCUGAGUGAUGGCAUAGAGAACCUAGAAUAACUUCAAUGGAACAUCAUAAAUACAAGGUGGGCGCACAGCUUAGAGAGUCUGGAGGUGACUGUUGUAUGUAUGACGAUUGUGGUUAACCCAUGGGCUAUUCUUCCACUAAUCAGUUAGGUUGGUCAUUAAUGUUAAUUCUAUACUACAGAUUCAGAAGUAAAGAAGUUUUUUUUUUCAUUUGUAAAUUUGUUUUCUUCUGAAUCAUUGUGUACUUAUUUGGGAUAUUUCCACAAACACGAAGUUUAUCUCUACUCUGUACGUAAAAAAACUCUAUACGAUGAAUGAAAUGAUAUUAUAUAAACUGGAUCCUUUUCGUCUACUGACAAGUUUUGGAGGAUAAAACUUCAGUUGAUUGCAUGUGCAUCUAAUUUUAGAAAUGUAAUCUAUUGUCUGGUUGAAGAAUGAUUCUCUUCGAGACUCAUUUACGAACUCACUAAUAAAUGAAUGGUUUUUCAAGACUUUGUUAGACUUGCUACAUUGGUAAUAUAGUCGUUAAUGGCUAUUUAUGCUCUCUAGUAAAAGGUUGAGUUUAGUACUGCUAAUCUGGUGUCAUGUAAUGAUCACAAUGGGUUUACCGAUUUAGCAAUGGCGUGGUGUAGAUAUAUAUAUAUUUUUAAUUGGAUAUAUAUUGUAAAUUUCCGCUGUUUAGUAUUGAUUUGCAUAUGGAAUUAUGGUCAGUUCGAGUUAGAUAGUGUAGUAGUAAAUAGAUUUGAAAUGCUAGUUGUGCUUGGUACUGUAUCUAGAAAAGUUGGGGAGUUAUAGGUAAAUGAAAAUGAUCCCAUUUCGCUCUUUCCAAAGUAACUUGCUAUAUAUGAAGUGAUUUUACUUGUCUAGGUGCAACCACACUUUGGUGGUGGCUUAUGAAUGAAUCACAAUUAAAUACACUUUUUUUGUCUUUUAUUUUCAUAAAGGACUCUUUGCCUUUGUUCGUUUUAAACGUGUUAUUUAUAGCAGCAUAAGCUGCGUGAUCUAGGUUUGCAUAACGUGACGAUUUCUGGAUUUAGUUGAGUAUUGCUAAGUAAGGGCGCCUUUGAGAAAGCAUUUUUUUUAUUUAUGGCAAUUUAGUAUUAAGUUUCACUUUAUUUAAUUUAAAAUAUAAUAUAUCAUAUUUAAUAUAUAUUAUAUAUUUUUUGAACAGAUCAUAUCGAAAAAAAAUUCUUUUUGAGAAAGGGUUGUAUCUAAAUCUAAUUUUAUUUAGAAGAAAACCCUUUUAGAGCAUGAGCAAGGGGGUCAGUAUUAAUCAACGGCAUCAGCCAUAACAAUAUUUUCAAUACACUAAAAUAACAUUUAGAAUUAUGAUCAUAACGCUCACCAAAGAAGAGGUUACAAAUUUGAAUCCCCUCUUCCAAUGUAAGAAAAAAAAAAAGCAAAAUAAAACAAAACUUGAAGUGAUAUUAGGCAACAUAAUCAUCAAACAAAAAUUAUAUAACACGAUUAAGUAAUAUCGCAGUAUAAAAAAAUAAAAAUAGAAUUACUUCAAAUUCACAACUAAUGAAAGAAAGGAAAUUAAAAAAAAUACAACAUUUUUUUUUUAUUAUGAGAAAAAAAUAUACCUAAGAUUAUUUAAAUGAAUGAUCAACCUUAAUUUCCUAUAUUUAUACUUCAUAAAAAAAAAAAAAAUGGUAAAAUUUUAUGACAAUCCAGAUUUUAUUAUUAUUAUCCAGGUUUUAUUUAUUUGUUUGAUUACUUUGUAAUUCAAAAACUCCGAAUACCUUUACUGCCAAAGAAGAAGAAAAAAACACUCCGGAAACGAGCAAUAUCCUAAGAGCAUCUUUAAUUCACAAUAUGAAAUAAAGCAUUAACGAAUAUGCCUAAUUUAGCAGCUUUAACUUCUAUUUCAUAAUAAAAGAUGACAAAUAAAGAAAAAGUACAGAUGAAGUACGUAGUUUCUCUUUUCUUAUCCUUCCCUUCUAUUUCGUUUAUUUAAUUAUAAGAAAUAUAUUACAUGUUUGAUGAAAGAGUAGUUUUUGUACACGUACGACAACUUAUUACGAUCGAAAACAACAGUAGACCUAAUUAGCUAGCAUUAAUAACUUGUUUUCUAACAGUUCUACCAGCCCAGCUAUACUCAGCCUGAUGUUGCCUACACCGAAACGACCCCGGAUGUUGGGUGGGCGAGCACAAGCAGUACUGCUUCACGCGGGGGCCACUACUGCCUUCUCCCGCUACCUCAGCAGCCUCGGCUGAGGCCACGCCCACUAUGGUGGCCUCCAAAGCAUGCCAUCUUCGUUGCAAUGUUAAGUCCCUAAGAUUAUUAACCAAAGCCACCCCCGAAUAACACAUGUUAAGAUGUUGUUACUUGUUAUCUCUCUCUCUCUCUCUC
Cannabis sativa is the source of this 3044-nucleotide messenger RNA. RefSeq lists its product as uncharacterized. The record is from RefSeq and is a predicted model, not a curated record. The coding region runs from base 52 to 699 and encodes 215 amino acids. Lineage: Eukaryota; Viridiplantae; Streptophyta; Magnoliopsida; Rosales; Cannabaceae. Gene Ontology annotation, cellular component: plasma membrane. The transcript is spliced from 3 exons.